GAGACAAAAUUUGCGGUAUAAAUAGUGGCCACAAACCAUUCAAUAAGUCACACAAUUUCACAAACUAUUCAGUAAUUUGUUAAAAGCCUACUUUCAAAGCCGAAUUAAUUUGCUUAUAACUGCUUAAACGAGUUGCAAAACUAAUUGAUCAGUCAAUAUGCAUCGCAAUCCAGAGAUCAAAUAUACCCAGCUCUUCAUUAACAACGAGUUCGUCAACUCUUCGGGCGGUAAACAGUUUGAGGCAAAAAACCCGACCACCGAUGAAGUGAUCUGUAAGAUCCACGAGGGAGACAAACCCGACAUCGAUCGGGCCGUACAGGCGGCCAGACAUGCCUUUAAAUAUGACAACACAUGGCGAACCAUUGACGCGUCGGAUAGGGGCCAACUGUUGUACAAAUUGGCCGAAUUGGUUGAGCGAGAUUGUGACCAUUUGGCCGCAUUGGACAGCUUAGACACCGGCAAACACUUCAAGCAGACCCGAAAGCAGUGCCUUUGGGCGGUGGAUGUGCUGCGCUAUUACGCCGGUUGGGCCGAUAAGAUUCAGGGCAAUACCAUUCCCACUGAUGGCAAACUCAUGACUUACACCCGGUUCGCACCGAUCGGUGUGUGCGGCUUAAUAUUGCCGUUUACCGUCUCGCUGUACAGCGCUUGCCUUAAACUAUCGUCAGCGCUGACCUGCGGCAAUACAGUGGUCAUCAAACCGUCCGAACAUGCCACAUUGUCCGUGUUGCAUUUGGCCAAACUAGUCAAAGAGGCCGGUUUCCCGCCGGGUGUGGUCAAUGUGGUGCCCGGUUUUGGACGCACGGCUGGCGCUGCGUUGGCCUCGCAUAUGGACGUCGACCACAUUUCGUUCAGCGGGUCCACAGAAGUGGGAAAACUGAUCCAAACGAUGGCCGGACAGUCAAACAUGAAACGAGUGACACUAAAAUUGGGCGGCAAUUCACCGCUCGUGGUCUGCGAGGACGCGGACCUCGAGAUAGCGGCCAUGCAUGCCCGGGUGGUCGAGUUGGCCAAGAAUUGGACGAUUGGCGACCCCUUUGACGAGCGAACCAAACACUGCCCGCAGAUCGACGCCAAUCACUUCAAUCACGUGAUGAAAUACAUAGAGGUUGGCGUGAAAGAGGGCGCACACCUGUUGGCGGGCGGCAAACGGUCCCGCACUAAGGGCUUCUACAUCGAGCCCACAGUGUUCGCCGACGUGUCAGACACCAUGACUAUCGCGAAAGACGAGAUCUACGGACCAGUUAUGGUGAUCAUAAAGUUUCGUACGUUUGAUGACGUGAUUCAUCGCUGCAAUGAUUCACACUUUGGUCUGGCGUCGGGUAUAUUCACCCACGAUAUUAAUAAAGCCAUGCAUUUCUCGCACCGCAUGCGAAAGGGCAACGUCUGGGUCAACACAUUCACGGCUAUAACACCGCAGACCCCAUACGGCGGUUGGAAACACUCGGGCGUCGGCUGCGAAGGCGGUCAGGACGGCCUCUAUGAGUAUCUCGAAGUGAAAACAGUAUGA
Messenger RNA from Medioppia subpectinata, 1510 nucleotides. The record is from the annotation of a GenBank genome assembly. Lineage: Eukaryota; Metazoa; Arthropoda; Arachnida; Sarcoptiformes; Oppiidae.